Molecule: messenger RNA, 1546 nt
Organism: Strongylocentrotus purpuratus (purple sea urchin)
Lineage: Eukaryota; Metazoa; Echinodermata; Echinoidea; Camarodonta; Strongylocentrotidae
Product: ankyrin repeat domain-containing protein 29-like
Exons: 2
Coding region: 212-1546 (444 amino acids)
Molecular function (GO): protein binding
Source: RefSeq, a predicted model, not a curated record
AGUAGGCUACGAAUAGCUUAAACCUGCAGGGUAACAGAGAUCGAUAUAUUCCUCUCUGGCUGUAGAGCGGGUAAAUUCAUUGACGUAUUUAGUCUCUUUUAAGAACGAUUUACAGAAUACAAAUGUGACUUGAUUGACAAACACGAUAAAUUAGGUCUAGAACGAAGAAAUAUUCAUAAGAUUUGUUUCACAACUGGGUCAAUAGCAAAACAUGGCUGAAAGAGCAGCAAAUAAUGUUAAUGAGGUCGAUAAAGCCCUUCACGAGGCAGCUUCUGAGGGUCAUCUCGAUAUAGUUGAGUACGUCGUUGGUCAAGGAGCACAGAUUGACACGUGUGAUAUUAAAUAUGGUGAGACAUCUCUUCACUGUGCAUCACGCAAUGGUCACCUCGAUGUAGUUCAGUACCUCCUUAGUAAAGGAGCACAGGUAGAGAAGGGUGAUAAUAAUGGUAGGACACCGCUUCUUAAUGCAUCACACGGAGGUCAUCUUGAUGUAGUUCAGUACCUCGUUAGUCAAGGAGCACUGAUAGAUAGUAGUAAUAUAUAUGGUUCGACACCACUUCAUGCUGCAUCACACGGAGGUCAUCUUGAUGUAGUUCGGCACCUAGUUAGUCAAGGAGCACUGAUAGAUAGUAGUAAUAUAUAUGGUGAGACAUCACUUCAUGCUGCAUCACAUGAAGGUCACAUUAAAAUCGUUAAGUACCUCGUUAGUCAAGGAGCUCAGGUAGAGAAGGGUGAUAAUAGAGAUUGGACACCGCUUAUUAAUGCAUCACACGUAGGUCAUCUUGAUGUAGUUCAGUAUCUCGUUAGUCAAGGAGCUCAGGUAAAGAAGGUUAAUUAUAAAGGUUGGACAUCGCUAAUUAAUGCAUCACACGAAGGUCACAUUAACAUCGUUAAGUACCUCGUUAGUCAAGGAGCUCAGGUAGAGAAGGGUAAUAAUACAGGUUGGACAUCGCUUAUUAGUGCAUCACACGGAGGUCACAUUGAAAUCGUUAAGUACCUCGUUAGUCAAGGAGCUCAGGUAGAGAAGGGUAAUUAUAGAGGUUGGACAUCGCUUAUUAGUGCAUCAGACGGAGGUCACAUUGACAUCGUUAGGUACCUCGUUGACCAAGGAGUAAAGGUAGAGAAGGGUGAUAAUAAUGGUUCGACACCACUUCACCACGCAUCACUCAAAGGUCAUCUUGAUGUAGUUAAGUAUCUCGUUAGUCAAGGAGCUCAGGUAAAGAAGGGUAAUUAUAAAGGUUGGACAUCGCUUAUUAGUGCAUCAGACGGAGGUCACAUUGACAUCGUUAGGUACCUCGUUAGUCAAGGAGCUCAGGUAGAGAAGGGUGAUAAUAAUGGUUCGACACCACUUCACCACGCAUCACUCAAAGGUCAUCUUGAUGUAGUUAAGUAUCUCGUUAGUCAAGGAGCACAGGUAGAGAGGGGUGAUAAUAAUGGUAUAACACCACGUCUUAGUGCAUCACAAGGAGGACAUCUUGAUGUAGUUCAGUAUCUCGCGAGUGGACCAGCACGGAGGAAAGAAGCAUCACCUAAAGAGAUCAAGUGA